Molecule: messenger RNA, 1178 nt
Organism: Dunckerocampus dactyliophorus (ringed pipefish)
Lineage: Eukaryota; Metazoa; Chordata; Actinopteri; Syngnathiformes; Syngnathidae
Gene: cdk1
Product: cyclin-dependent kinase 1
Exons: 8
Coding region: 122-1033 (303 amino acids)
Biological process (GO): protein phosphorylation; G2/M transition of mitotic cell cycle; mitotic G2 DNA damage checkpoint signaling
Cellular component (GO): nucleus
Molecular function (GO): ATP binding; cyclin-dependent protein serine/threonine kinase activity; RNA polymerase II CTD heptapeptide repeat kinase activity
Source: RefSeq, a predicted model, not a curated record
UGCUACACAAACGGUUUUCUCCUGUUCGUUCAGUGGUUUUCCUGCUGGAGAAACCAAGGGAAGGCAACUACUACUUUUACUAAACUACUUUCAUCGACCACCACAACCUUCCCAGGCAGCGAUGGAAGAUUAUGUGAGAAUAGAGAAGAUUGGAGAAGGAACCUAUGGGGUGGUGUUCAAGGCCCGGCACAAGACCACCAAUCAGAUUGUGGCAAUGAAGAAGAUCCGUCUGGAGAGUGAGGAAGAGGGGGUUCCCAGCACUGCCGUGAGAGAAGUCUCCCUGCUUCAGGAGCUCAAGCAUCCAAAUGUUGUAAGACUCCUGGACGUCCUGAUGCAGGAGUCUCGUCUCUAUCUCAUUUUUGAAUUCCUGUCCAUGGACCUGAAAAAAUACCUGGACUCCAUUCCGUCUGGCCAGUACAUGGACCCUAUGUUGGUCAAGAGCUACCUCUACCAGAUCUUAGAGGGCAUAUACUUCUGUCAUUGUCGGCGGGUCCUCCACCGAGACCUGAAGCCCCAGAACCUUCUGGUUGACAACAAGGGUGUUAUCAAACUGGCAGACUUUGGACUGGCUCGGGCCUUUGGCGUUCCGGUCAGGGUCUACACCCAUGAGGUUGUAACCCUUUGGUACCGGGCCCCAGAGGUUCUCCUAGGUUCUCCGCGAUAUUCAACUCCGGUUGAUGUUUGGAGCACCGGCACCAUCUUUGCUGAGCUGGCCACCAAGAAGCCACUGUUCCACGGAGACUCUGAAAUAGACCAGCUGUUUCGAAUCUUCAGGACUCUGGGCACCCCAGACAAUGAGGUUUGGCCUGACGUAGAAAGUCUGCCCGACUACAAAAGCACUUUUCCAAAAUGGAAACCUGGCAACCUCGCAGCAAUGGUGACCAACCUGGAUGAGAACGGCCUGGACCUGUUGGCAAAAAUGUUGACCUACAAUCCGCCUAGAAGGAUCUCGGCACGUGCGGCCUUGUCUCACCCUUAUUUUAAUGACUUGAACAAAUCCAGCCUCCCUGCAGCCAAGAUCAGCAAAAGCUAAAAGUCUAUGUGAUGUCUUUCUAUGUGAUAUCUAUGUUCCCCGACUAUGCAUAACCACAAUGGAUAUGAAUGUUGUAAAUACUUGUGUGUGUUUGAGAUGCUGAUAGUCGUUCCUUUUCAAUAAAUGUCAUCCUUGUCACCUUCAA